AUGUGGGGUGAAACUUAUGAGCAGCUAGCUUCUAUAGAUUCUAAGAACCCCACUCGAUCAGCACACGAGAUGACUUCCGAAUAUCAUCGCCAGCAAUUACUCACAGCUGUCAAUGCUGAGAACCUCAUCCAACAAAUAGUUCCCCGUCUUGGAAAAAGCCUUUCCUGGAACAUAUUGAGGAAACAUCCCGCUUGUAUGCGCACAUCCGGAGACUCUAUCACGCUUUCUCUGUGGGGGUGGUGCAAUGAAGUUAUCAUCAGGAGCUCAGCCACUGCAUAUUACGGACCCAAAAUCUUCGAGAUAAAUCCAAAUCUCUUGCAAGUAAUGAUGUCAUGGGAAGCUACAAACUGGAAAUUUAUGUACAAGCUACCUGAAUUCAUGGCACGAGAUAUGGUUAAUGCCAGAAGCGAAUUUAUUGACACACUUUGCAAGUACUUUGAGACGCCGAAGAAAGACCGUUCCGAUGCUCUGUAUUUUGUAACGGCGAUGGAAGAAGAAAUUAGGGCAGCUGGCUUGAGUGAUCGCGAAAUUGCAGGCAUACAAAUGCUACAUUUAUGGGCAAUUACCGCUAACGUGUACAAGGCUGCAUUCUGGGCAAUAGCUCACAUUGUCCAUAGACCAGAAUUGCUUGCUCAAAUCCGCGCUGAAAUCGCUCCAGUUAUGGGAAAAGAUGGAGAGACAGUAGAUCUCAAGUAUCUCACAGAAGAUUGUCCACGGCUCGAAGCUUUCUUUAACGAGGUCCUGAGGAUCAACUCGGCAGGAGCACUUGCACGUGAGGUCAUCACACCCACAUUGUUUAGUAGAAAAGUACUUGCUAAAGGCACGAAACUUAUGAUUCCGUACCGCCAACUUCAUCUUGAUGGACAAGCAUGGGGACCAAGCGCUCUUUACACCAUCGUGGCUUUUCUUUUUUCUCGAUACGACGUUACUUUGGAAACUAGUACCGCCAAUCAAAAAUUUCCACGCAUCGAUGAUGUUACUGCUGGAAUUGGAACAAUGGCACCGAUGCCUGGAGAAGAUGUUAAACUGGUCGUUAAGCCGAUGAAAAAGUAG
This is a messenger RNA of Botrytis byssoidea, 1053 nucleotides long. RefSeq lists its product as uncharacterized. The transcript is spliced from 4 exons. The coding region runs from base 1 to 1053 and encodes 350 amino acids. Lineage: Eukaryota; Fungi; Ascomycota; Leotiomycetes; Helotiales; Sclerotiniaceae. Gene Ontology annotation, molecular function: iron ion binding; steroid hydroxylase activity; heme binding. The record is from RefSeq and is a predicted model, not a curated record.